GCACUGUUGGGUCAGUCCUCAGACAGUGUGCUGUGCUCAGACAUGGGGAAAGACUGUAGAGUCAGUAAGCUGUGUGUCACCUGCGUGGUGCUGGCGGUUAUCUCCGUGGCAACUAUCGUUACGCUGUGGACGAUUGCCUUGACAUCCGGUGGUGGCGAGGACGUCACCAGCCCAUGGGACCAGUACCGCCUCCCCAAGACCCUGGUACCAGAGCACUACAACGUCUCCCUGUGGCCUCGGCUCACCAAGGACUCAGCGGGGCUGUACAUAUUCACAGGGAAGUCACUGGUGGUGUUCACCUGUGUGGAGGAGACUGACCUGAUCCUCAUCCACUCCAACAAGCUGAACUACACGCUGGUGGACGGCCAGCCGGCCACACUCAGCGCUGUGGGAGGAUCAGCGGCCCCCACCAUCAAGAGUUCCCGUCUGCAGACCACCACCCAGUACCUGGUGCUGCAGCUCAGUGGCAAGCUGACCAAGGGAACGUCCUACCAGCUGGACACAGAGUUCCAAGGGGAGCUUGCCGACGACUUGGCAGGCUUCUACAGGAGCGAGUACAAUGAGGACGGAGAGAGGAAGAUUGUCGCCACGUCACAGAUGCAUCCGACACACGCCAGGAAAACCUUCCCCUGCUUUGACGAGCCGGCCAUGAAGGCAGUGUUCCACAUCACUCUCAUCCACCCACCAGGCACCGUCGCUCUGUCCAAUGGAAAAGAACACCAGGUCAUCAACGUGACUGUGAUGGGCUGUGACAUCGCCACCCAGACCAGCUUUGAGCCCACCGAGAGGAUGUCCACCUACCUGCUGGCUCUCAUAAUCAGUGACUUCUCCUUCCUCAGCUCUCAGGAGGGGGACGUCCAGAUCCGUAUCUGGGCUCGGAGGAGCACCAUUGCUGGAGGUCAGGGGUCAUAUGCCCUCAACCUGACUGGACCAGUCCUCAGUUUCUUUGAGGAGUAUUACAACAUCACCUACCCUCUCUCAAAGUCAGGUGCUCCAGAUGGGUUUCCCAGUGGUUACCAUAGAUACACAUCAGGACAGAUCUCCCAGAAGCACUUCCUCCUGGACCCUGACUCUGUGGUGACGAGACCAUCCCAGUUCAAAUACGAGUGGAUGAUACCAGUCACAUGGAUGAAGUCAGGGAUGCUGCAGGAGCCCAUGUGGCUGAUGAUGAAGGAUGAUGUAAACCCUGCAAUGGAGGCUGGAGGUGAGUGGAUCCUGGCCAACCUCAACGUGACAGGCUACUACCGGGUGAAUUACGACUAUGGCAACUGGGAGCGGAUCCUCUUGCAACUCAGUACUGAGCAUCAGAUAGUACCCCUGAUCAACAGGGCCCAGCUAGUCGAUGAUGCCUUCAAUCUGGCAAGGGCUAAACUGGUCCCUACAACGUUGGCGCUGAGGACCACCAUGUACCUGUCUCUGGAGAGGGAGUACCUGCCCUGGCAGUCUGCCGUAGACAACCUGGACUACCUCCGCCUGAUGUUCGACCGCACCGAGGUCUACGGCCCCAUGAAGAAUUACAUCGGGAGACUAGUGACACCUCUCUUCCUACACUUCAAGAACAUGACUUCAGAGUGGACUGAGAUUCCCGAAGGACACACUGAUCAGUACAACCAGGUGAAUGCCAUCCGGACCGCCUGCAGCACUGGGGAGCAGGAGUGUGUGACUCUCACUUCAGGCUGGUACCAGCAGUGGAUGAACAACCCUGAAAACAACCCGAUACACCCUAACCUGCGCUCCGCAGUGUACUGCAGCGCCAUGGCGAGCGGCGGGAUUGCGGAGUGGGAGUUUGGCUGGACGAUGUUCAGAAACGCCACCGUCGUCAGCGAGGCAGACACACUGAUGUCAGCCCUGGCCUGCACCACUGACCAUGAGCUACUGAAGAGGUACCUUCGCUUCAGCCUGGAUCCAGAGCAGAUCCGUAAGCAGGACGCCUCCGCCGUCAUCGUGUCUGUCUCCAGUAACGUGGAGGGUCAGGGUCUGGCCUGGGACUUCCUCAGGGAAAACUGGACCUACAUGUUCACCCAAUAUGGCGUGGGGUCCUUCUCCUUUGCCAGCCUCAUCACUGGUGUCACCAGGAGGUUUUCAACCACGUCAGAACUGGAGCAGCUCCAGAGCUUCCAGCAGGCCCACUCUGCUGUGGGGUUCGGCUCCGCUAGCCAGGCGCUGGAGCAGGCUCUGGAGACCACCCGGGCAAACAUUAGAUGGGUGGAGGACAACGCUGGAGACGUGCUCGACUGGUUCCUCUCUGAGACCGCCUAGCAUGAGGCUAAACCGGCCUAGCAACAGCCCAGUCUAGCAACACAUCACGUUAAUGAAAGAACAGGCCUUAAACUGAUAGAUCUAUUGUUUUUAUUUCGAUUGUUUACAGUCACAAAACAUACCAAAUCAAACACAUACUCAAAAUUAACCCCAUCAUAACAGACAACAUUUUUCAAAAUGUAAAUACAAAAACAAACAACAAAUUAUGGCUUUUUUUUUUCUUACAGUUUACAGUGACGCAGACACAAACUAACUGAACAUAAGAGUAAACCACUCAGAAAGUCUAUACACACAGAAGCAAGGACUUAGUAAGGUGAAGCCUUUUUAACCGACACCAGAGACAGCAAGACACACC
Molecule: messenger RNA, 2614 nt
Organism: Osmerus eperlanus (European smelt)
Lineage: Eukaryota; Metazoa; Chordata; Actinopteri; Osmeriformes; Osmeridae
Product: aminopeptidase Ey-like
Exons: 15
Coding region: 43-2259 (738 amino acids)
Biological process (GO): peptide catabolic process; proteolysis
Cellular component (GO): cytoplasm; plasma membrane
Molecular function (GO): metalloaminopeptidase activity; peptide binding; zinc ion binding
Source: RefSeq, a predicted model, not a curated record